Rhagoletis pomonella (apple maggot) is the source of this 2658-nucleotide messenger RNA. RefSeq lists its product as uncharacterized. Lineage: Eukaryota; Metazoa; Arthropoda; Insecta; Diptera; Tephritidae. Gene Ontology annotation, molecular function: nucleic acid binding; zinc ion binding. The transcript has 2 exons. The coding region runs from base 1 to 2658 and encodes 885 amino acids. The record is from RefSeq and is a predicted model, not a curated record.
AUGCCGGUAGUGAAAAUUAGUAGUUUAAAGCUGUCCGAAAUAAAAGAGCUGCUUAGCGAAAGAAAUCUAGAGACAGAAGGGCAUAAAAAUGAACUAAUUUUGCGACUGAGUGAAGCUGUUGGUGCGGACGUGAUCGAUUUUACUCAAACGAAUGUGCAAUGUCAAAUAAACGAGUUACGCGAAAUGUUCAGCUCGGUGCUGCAGCUGAUGCAGUCGAACAUAAAUACGCCAAUUAGUGUUAAUGCGAGUAUUUCAAACUCUCAUGCGGAACAAACACGCUUAGAGUCACCAAGUACAAGUGCAAAUAAAAGCAAUUAUUCUGUAAAAGAAAUUGCAGAGACGAUACCGGACUUCGAUCCAACGAACGAUUCGUCGAUCACCGUCGAGCAAUUCGUAGAUAGAGUGAAUGGUGCGAUCAGUGCCUAUAAGUGGGAAGAAAAGUGCUUGUUGUUGACUGUGUAUAGUCGACUCAAAGGCGCCGCAAAACUUUGGUUCAAUUCGGCAGACAAAUUGUACUCCAAUUGGAAUGAACUAUCACAAAGUUUGUGUGAAGAGUUCAGCUGUAUUCCGGAUGAAGCUGACAUACACUACAAAAUGAGUCAGGCAGUGCGUAGGCCAAAUGAAAACUUAUUGGACUAUUGUUUUCGUGUGAGUGCGUUAGGAAAGCGGUAUGCAUUAAGUGAGUCUGCAAUUGUGAAAUAUGCUAGAGAUGGGUUGAAACAUCGUGAACUACAAGUGGCGGUGGCAACUACUCGUUUUAAAACAUUGCGCGAAUUCCGCCAAACAAUAACCGAUUAUACAAAAAACAUUCCGACGCGUUCGGGUAAAUAUGAAAAAUCCACUGAAAGUGAGACAAGCGUAAGCGAUAAGGGUGAUAAAAGCAAACAAAUCAUUUGUUACAAUUGCCAAGAAAAAGGACAUGUUUCGAGUAAAUGCCCGAAACCACAACGCAGGCGAAGGUGUGUAGAUUGCGACAAAGUGCAUCCUAAAAAUGAACCCGAAAAUUGCGGGAAAAAGAAAAUGGCAGUAAGGAAAACAAAGGCACAGCGAGAAAUAAUCACGAAUAACAUUUUUGAGCAAUGUGUCGUUGUAAACGGGCAACAAUUGAUGGCAUUUAUUGACACGGGUAGUGAGUGCAGCAUGGUCAGAGCUACCAUAGCCAACAAGAUAAGCUGUGAGAAAGAAAAAUGCGCACUGAAGAUAAGUGGUUUUUGCGGUGGUGUUAUAUACGCGCACGCAAAAAUUCGUGUUCAAUUACAGAUUGAUAACUUAAAGCGAUUCGUUACUCUGUUUGUGGUAGACGACGAACUUUUAACGGCGGAUGUACUAUUGGGUCAGGACCUUUUUAAUGACAUGCGGGCUGUUAUCGUAGAUGGCCGUAUUACGUUUGCGAGCGAUAAUAAAUUUAAUAUCGACGAUUUCAAAUGCGGUACUGACGAUUUACGUGCUAAAAAUGAGAUGACAAUUGAUCUUGAUACUGAUGUUCCGAUCGCGCAGAAACCAUUUAGGGUUCCUGAGCCUAAAAAAGAAAUUAUAGCGGAUAUGAUUAAUGAACUUUUGGAGUGUGACAUUAUUAGUAAAUCCAACUCUGAAUAUGCGAGUCCAAUGAUUUUAGUUAAAAAGAAAAACGGAAGCGAGCGUUUGUGUGUUGAUUUCAGGCGGUUGAAUUUACAUAUGCGUAAAGAAGUUUUCCCAAUGCCAAAUAUUGAGGAACAGCUGCAAAAUGCUAAGCAGUACAUUUAUUUUACAGUGCUAGACUUAAAUAGCGGGUAUUACCAAAUACCUAUCGCGAGAGAUAGUCAGAAGUAUACUGCGUUUGUAACGACACAGGGGUUAUUCGAAUUUAAGCGAAUGCCUUUUGGGCUAAAAAACGCACCUGUAGUGUUUCAGCGAUUAAUUGUCAAAAUAAAAGAAAGUGUUAAGAGUGACGAUAUGAUGAACUAUAUGGACGAUAUUUUAAUCGGAAGUCAAACGAUAAACGAAAUGUAUGAAAAACUACAUCGAGUGUUAAGUGCUCUUCGCGGAGCAGACGUAACGUUGAAUAUACAAAAAUGCGAGUUUUUGAAACAUACAAUUGAAUUCCUGGGUCAUGAGCUAACUCCGGAUGGUAUUGCGCCAGGUUUAGCGAAAACUUUAUCGAUACGCGAUUAUAAAACGCCAACAGGUGUAACCGAAGUUAGACAGUUUCUCGGACUCAGCGGUUAUUUUCGUAAAUUUGUUCCGGGCUAUGCGUUAAUAGCCGCUCCGUUAAAUCGAUUACUGCGUAAAAAUGAAACAUUCGUUUGGACUGAAUAUCAGGAAAGUGCGUUUAAUAAACUAAAAACGAUUUUAGUGUCUCGACCAGUGAUGACUGCAUUUCGAGUUGAUGCGGAACACCAAGUGCAUACUGACGCGAGCUCAGUCGGUCUGGCCGGCGUGUUGUUACAAAAAGAAAACGAAAACUGGAAACCAGUCAUAUACUAUAGUCGCGCGACCACAGACGCGGAGAAAAAGUAUCACAGCUACGAGCUGGAGACGCUUGCGGUCGUCGAAUCCGUCGAGAGAUUUAGAUACUACAUUUAUGAUGGCGCAUUAACAAACACCAACCUCAGCGGCAGCGCUGAAUAUGUUUAUAAACGUACUGAUAGGGCAACACAAAUGCACAAGAAAUUUUUGUAA